AUGGGAGAAUCAAAAAGUAAUGAGGUUUUGGGCUUUCGAGAUUUUGAGUACUUUAAUAAGGCAAUGCUUGCAAAGCAGUUUAGGAGAAUGCUGAAGCAACCUAAUUCCUUAGUUGAUAAGGUGCAGCAACUUAUUGACAUUGAAGAUGGGGUGUGGAAGAAGGAUCAGACCUCUGACACUUUUAAUAGUGAGGAAGCUAAAACUAUUUGUGAUAUCCCCUUGAGUAAAUGGGAAACAAUGGACAGAUUGAAGGCAGCUCAUAACUUGUUACCUACAAAACUAAACCUGUUUAAGAAACAAAUCACUGAAUUUGAUUGCUGUCCAAUAUGCGAGAGGGAACCUGAAACAAUUAUGCAUGUUGCGUGGAGUUGCCCAGCUGCCUUAGAUGUUUGGGCUGAGAAUGACAGUCCAAUGAACAAAUGGUACAGUUCAGAUGUUGUGUUUGUGGAUUUGUGGGGGAAACUCAAUGCUUUUCUCAAAGAAGAAGAGGUUGAGGUGGUAGCUUGUAUUAUGAGAAAGAUAUGGAUGAGAAGGAAUUCACUGCUAUUUGAAAAGAAAUUUGAUCACCCGAGGACUAUAAUUUUUGCUGCAACACAGGGACUAAGGGACUUCAAGCUUGCCCAGGACCAACUACAGAAAACUCCAAUGCAAGGGAAUGCUGAAUGA
Molecule: messenger RNA, 666 nt
Organism: Juglans regia (Persian walnut)
Lineage: Eukaryota; Viridiplantae; Streptophyta; Magnoliopsida; Fagales; Juglandaceae
Exons: 3
Coding region: 1-666 (221 amino acids)
Source: RefSeq, a predicted model, not a curated record